Molecule: messenger RNA, 1040 nt
Organism: Bombus impatiens (common eastern bumble bee)
Lineage: Eukaryota; Metazoa; Arthropoda; Insecta; Hymenoptera; Apidae
Exons: 3
Coding region: 382-918 (178 amino acids)
Source: RefSeq, a predicted model, not a curated record
ACAAACAAUACACCUUGAUAAUAGCGUGCUAUACUUUUGCAUAUUGAUUGAUAUAAAGCAGUAAUAUUUAAAAUUCUUAGGGAACGGUACGUGUGUUUCAUUCACGGUUUCAUAAACAUGUUCGCAGCUUAUAGCUUCCGCAAGUACAGAAUUGUUUACUGCCUCUUAUUGAAGCACGUGCGAAGGUUGCGAAAAUUUAAAGUAAAAUGCAAAAAUUUGUUCGUUAUGAAGAACACAUACUUAGAAAUCGCGUAACAUAAUACGUAUAAUCGUUAAUCUGAUCAUAAACCGGAAAAGGAAUUGUUUUUAAUGAACAUAUGUAUAUUAAGAACGCGAGAUCGUGGCUACAAUUUAAUUGUAUUAAAAAUUUAGGAUAUCAUCAUGUAUUCAGGAAUGAUAAUCUGGAUUUCCACCGUUGCUUAUUUAUUUUGCAGUUUGAAAAGCUGCUAUAGUCUGGAUUGCAAUGGCGCUAAAAUAGUGACUUAUGGUGAACCUUGUGUUACGGCUCGCCGACUCCCUUUUCAGAUUCAGGGACCUAAACCGUGUUCCAAAGAGGAAAAGGCACCUGUGUCGUUGAAUUUUAAAGUAAUUACCGAUACGUAUACUCAGCCUCGUCAUAUUGAAUAUCCAAUUUCAGUCGACAUGCCGACUACUACCUCAUCACCAUCAGGAAAGCUUUGCAUGGAAGAUACUUUACGUGGAGAAGUUUAUGCGUACAAUACUUACGUUCCGCCCGCUGUUAAUCCUUCACUACCUUCAAAGAAUUAUAACUUUCAAGUUGAAAAUCCAAUUACAACAAACGACGUUACAUCUGACGAUGAAUGCGAAACCAAAGUUAAACGACUGAAAGGACUUCAAUCCCGAAUUGACCGAAUACUCGUUCCUGCGUGUGAAGUUUCAUCGUUGUCAUGUUCAUAAAUUUUGAUACCAUGAAAUUAAUAUAAAACAGAUAAAGUAAUGUAAUAAAAUACAAUAACAACACUAAGGUAUAAAAGCGUUAAAAUAAAUUUGACAUGAUAAAUUAUGUUUUUCCUUAUCCA